AUGACAGCAAAAUCAAGAUGGCGGGAUCUAGACAAGAUCCGGACCAGGGCUGGUCCGUUUACUGAUGGAGAGGAGGUCGAUGGACCAUCUGUGAUCGAAAACAUGAAUAACAUGAAGAUUUUGGUCAUCGGCGCCGGUGGUCUGGGGUGUGAGAUCCUGAAGGAUCUGGCCCUCUCAGGCUUCAAGGACAUACACGUUAUCGACAUGGACACCAUCGACAUCUCCAACCUCAACAGGCAAUUCCUUUUCCGGAAGGACGACGUGGGCAAGUCAAAGGCAGAGGUGGCAGCCAAGUUUGUUGAACGAAGAGUCAAGGGUGUCAAGAUCACACCGCACAACAACCGCAUCCAGGACUUUGACGAGUCAUUCUACAUGCAGUUCACAAUAGUGGUUUGUGGACUGGACAGCAUAGAAGCCCGAAGGUGGAUCAAUGCAACCUUGAUCAACAUGGUGGAUGAGGACAACAUGGAUUCUCUCAAGCCUCUCAUUGACGGCGGUACAGAAGGCUUCAAGGGACAGUCCAGGGUCAUAUUGCCUACCAUGACAUCCUGCAUAGAGUGCCAGCUCGACAUGUUCGCUCCGCGGGCUGCAGUACCUCUCUGUACCAUUGCGACGAUACCUCGGCAACCGGAACACUGCAUCGAGUGGGCACAUGUCAUAGCAUGGGAUAAGGAGAAGCCCUUCCCGAAACUCGACAAGGACGACCCCGAGCACAUCACCUGGCUGUACCAGAAAUCGCUGGCCAGGGCCCAAGAGUUCAACAUCCCUGGUGUCACAUACUCCCUCACUCAAGGCGUUGUGAAGAACAUCAUUCCCGCCAUCGCCUCCACCAAUGCCAUUGUUGCCGCAAGUUGCUGCAAUGAGGCUCUGAAGAUUGCAAGCGGCUGUGCACCAUCGCUGGGCAUGGAGGAAAACUACAUGAUGUAUUCCGGAAAUGACAGCAUUUACACCUACACAUUCAAGCAUGAGAAGAAGGACGACUGUCCAGUCUGCGGAACGUUGGCGCGGCCGCUGGAGGUCGACCCCAAAUUGAGCCUCCAGGAGCUCAUCGAUCUCCUUGCGGCACGCCCGGAGGCGCAACUGAAGAAGCCGUCCAUCCGGGCUGAGGGCAAGAGUCUCUACAUGCAGUCGCCCGCCAGCCUCGAGGAGCAGACCAGACCCAACCUCAUCAAGAGCCUGGCGGAGCUGGGCCUGGAGGACGGAUGGGAGAUCUCCGUGACGGAUCCUGCUUUCGUGGCCAACUUCAGGUUCAUUCUCCGUUUCAAGGCGGCCUAG
This is a messenger RNA of Diaporthe citri, 1275 nucleotides long. RefSeq lists its product as uncharacterized. Gene Ontology annotation, molecular function: NEDD8 activating enzyme activity. The record is from RefSeq and is a predicted model, not a curated record. NCBI's taxonomy places the organism in Eukaryota, Fungi, Ascomycota, Sordariomycetes, Diaporthales, Diaporthaceae. Bases 1 to 1275 code for a protein of 424 amino acids. The transcript is spliced from 6 exons. Gene Ontology annotation, cellular component: nucleus; cytoplasm. Gene Ontology annotation, biological process: protein neddylation.